GAUGGCCGGGUCUUUGAGUUCGAGGAGUUCGAUCAGCUCCGAAAUGGACAGACCUACAUCAUCGAGGCAGCUGGCGAGCGCGAGGACUUGAAAAAGAUCACAGGUGACCGCUUCCGGCGCCUGAAGGUGCAGAUCGACCCCAUGCUGCAUGUCGAGGCUGUUAAGGCCAUCGACCGCAUGCGCCGUGGUUCGAACCUCCUGAAGCAUACGCACUACGGAUUCCCACACCUGCGCCAGUUCCAGUUGAGCGACGACAAGCGCCGCCUGAUUUGGUACUCCGGGGCGAAGAGGAAGGAGGACUCCAUGGUGAAUCUUGACGAGGUCGUCGAGAUCAAGCUGGGUCAGCAGACGCCAGUCUUCCUUCACUAUCGUCUGCCAAUGCUGGAGCACCUGUCCUUCUCCAUCAUCCAUGGCCCCAAGGGCUCCAAGACGUUGGACCUGACCUGCAAAGAUGAAUUCGAGUUUGACCAUUGGGUCACUGGCCUGAAAGCCAUCUUCUACGCUUGCAAGAACAAGCAGAUCUCCAAGGAGGCCCUGUUGGCUCACUCCAAGCGCUUUCAGAAGGCCCUGGAGAAGAACAACGUUGGGAUCAAGCUCACCAAGCUGCCAGAGGUGAAGGAGAAGGGCCACGUCGGGCUCGAUGACUGCAUCGAGAUCGUGACCCACACCCCGCAGCAGCUAGACACAAAAAUGGAGCGGCUGAGGGAGCGGCUCAAAACCAUGAGCCAGCAGGUUUCUCGGCUGGAUCACCACUCCGCAGCUGAAAUGGAGGUGGACUUAUCGCUUCUGACAGGCCAGGGCCCAGCCUACGCCAGCGUCUUCGUCCAGGAUGAGGAUGCCCAGGAUGAGGAGAUGGAGAUCAGGAGGAUGCAUGAGCUGGUGGAGCAAACGACACAGGUGCUCCAGCAGGCGCGCAAUGAGCUUAUCGCGCUGAACCAGCGGCAGAGGUCUGAAAGCUCAUCAACCAAUACAGAGGCAAAAGCCAAGAAGAAGGAGACAGCGGCUUGUAAGCACAUCGACCAGCUCCUGUGGAAAGCAGAAGUGGACUUGGAGAAUGUUGAAGACAUGUACCUCAGGCUCGAGAAGCUUUGGCUGCAGCACUAA
Messenger RNA from Symbiodinium pilosum, 1104 nucleotides. The record is from the annotation of a GenBank genome assembly. NCBI's taxonomy places the organism in Eukaryota, Dinophyceae, Suessiales, Symbiodiniaceae.